Notodromas monacha is the source of this 5478-nucleotide messenger RNA. The record is from the annotation of a GenBank genome assembly. NCBI's taxonomy places the organism in Eukaryota, Metazoa, Arthropoda, Ostracoda, Podocopida, Cyprididae.
GCAGUUUUGAGCCAAGAUUGUAUUCUACUGGUUGAUGAUUUUUCGCCGCAUCGCACGCCAUCAGGAAAUGGAAGGAAAUUUUUCCUCUCUCCUCUCGCAGCAGGAUCAUCAUCGACGCAAGAAUUGGAAACGCAGAAAACUCAGCCAGGGAAGAAGGCCAGUGUCAAGUUCAGGAAAAAGAUGCUGGAAUUCGUUACGGGCGAGUUGAAGCCUAUUUCGAAAAGUCAAGGAGAAGAAAAUGGUUCGGAUUGCUUGCAACUUCUGUACCACCGUGCUGUGAGGAAUUGGCUUCUGCUCGUGUAUUCUCGGGAGGUUGUUAUCCUAGAUCUCCAGUUUUGUGUCACUCUUUCUUUCAUGGCCCUGGAACCGUCAUCAUCCCCUUUAGUUCAGGUUAUAUCAUGCCGAGAGCCUGAUCUGUUCUUGUGCUUGCAUGAAUCCGGGCUCGUCAGUGCAAGAGGAAAGAGGCUAAUACCGGGAAAUGGUACUUAUUCGCAAGAGGCUAAGAGAAAAUCGAUCUCCGGGAAACCAGCGAAUGAUCGAAAUGGAUCAGAGCUUUUUUAUGAAACCAAAUGCCAAGGAGACUUCGUUCGAACUACAAAGAAUCAGCGUGUCGCGUGCUUUAUCAAUCACCCGUUCACAGAGAAUCGAUUGGCUGUGUUGUUGACAAAUGGGAUCUUGGUGCUCGCCGAACUCGUGGCGCGAGUGAACUCAGAAGAUGAUGAACCGGUUUACAGUGACCCGAAGAAGUUUCAAGCCACCUACGAUCUGAAGGACUACGGGUUUUUGUGUGGCUUAACCGCUUACAAUCAAGUGUGUAGGAUGUGCCCUCCUGUUACAACCAAGAAUUGGCAGGCGUACAAACCUUAUAUGGCCGUUGGUUCUCAGAAUGGUUCCAUUUCGAUUGUUAAUGCUUCAUCAGGCGUCGUCGAAAAAGAAUUUUCCACACACUCAUUUCCUGUGAGGGGAAUUGAGUGGACCGGUUUGCAGAGUUUUUUGUCAUAUGCCUGCGGAUCAUCCUCAUCAACGCCAGCCAGCACUCCUGUUACUACUCAAGCAUCCGUUACGAACGAACUUGUUCUGACGACGAUCGCCACUGGGGAAAGUGUGCGGCUGCGCGGGGAUAGAGGAGACGAGGAACCAAUCAAGCUCAUUCGUGUUUCACAUCUCAAACAAUAUGCUUUGGUGGGCUUUCAAGAGAAACCGUUCGAGCUUUGGGAUCUGCGUUCUCUGAAUCCGUUGAGAAGUUUACCUGCGAAGUUGCAGCUAAAUAUUUGUUCACUGGAAUGGUCGCCGGUUAACAAUCACAAAUUCGGUCCGAAGCAUUCCGUUUCCGGCUACCAGUUGUCCGCGCUUCUGCUGAAACCUCAUCUGACCCCACCAACUUCUCCGGACUCCAUUCCGACUGUUUUCAGUGAUACUGGACCGAAAGAUAUCGCUGGAGUCCUGGAGCAUUUCAUUCUGACAGAUCCUGUUGGAAAUAUUUGGCACUUCGGGGUGGAGGCACAAGGGUUGAAGGACCUGCAAAAAUAUGCGAGCGAGCCCUCGAUCCGCGGUUCAACGAGUUGUGCCUGGAAAAGCGAUCUGGUAGUUUGGGGCAGUAGCGAACCUGCGUUAACCUUACUAGACGUGAAAUCGAAGACUUUCAGCACUCUUCCGUUGCCGAAGCCUUUUUCACCACCAGCGUUGCGACUUCGUUUCGCCCCAGGCCGUGGAAACUAUAAGUUGUUGAUCAUGCACCCGGAUGGACUUGAAGUCUGGGAUUUGAAAGACAUGAAGCCGUAUUCGCAUUUGAUCGCACCAGUGGAUAUGGUACAAAUCCUGGAUGCCGACUGGGCUGCAUCGGAUCAAGUAAUGGUCAUCACUGCUGAUGGCUGUGUCCGCAUCAUUCGUGUUGACUUCAAGCACCCAGCGUGUUCCCCUCUGGAGGAGUAUGAAAGACCAGAUCCUCUAGCUUGCCCGGGACUUCUUCCAAAUCGAGUUUUGCUUGCGCUGGAAGCACUUCUUCAGUUGUAUCAUUCGUGGGAAGACCCGGGACCAUCACUCGUUUCAUUCCAUGGAUCCAGAGCUUUUGAAAUUUUAAAGAGUCAAGUGGGACUUAUUCCCGACAACGCCAGACGAAUUUUACGAGCAUUUCAAGGUGACAUUCCAGUGAGGUGCCUCGUGGCAUCUCUCGUUACUGGUGAUCUCUGGGGUUUCCACUUCUGGACUGUUGCGAAAUAUUAUUUGGAACAGACGAGGAUGACGAAACUUGGCACAUGGGAUAGGGAAAGUCUACCAUCCCUUGGCUCCUGGCUUGACAUAUUGCGAGAUGGAGGAGCAUUUGAGGAAAUGCAAGUCCAGAAUUUAUUCCUCCAAGAAGGCCGUGGUUGCUCCACGGACCUUGCCAUAAAAAUUGCAGAACAUGGGAUCCUUCUGAAGCAGUGGAGUUACUCAUCCCGCCUGUUCAUGGAGAGUGAACCGCAUCGAUCCGACUUUUACCGAGACAUGCUUCGAGUUUGCCUUGUUUCAUCUCUCCGUGACAACAAGAACUCACAAAGCACUGUCAAAAUGGUCGCCACAAACCUUAUUGCGAACGAUCAAUUGUGGGAAGGAGUUCAGCUUUUGGUGCUGAUCGAUAAAGGCAUUGACGCAUGCCGGUAUUUGAUCUCGCACAAGCAGUGGGAUGCAGGUGUUUGGCUAGCAAAAAGCAUUCUACCACAAGAUGAAGCUUCCGAAAUUCUGUGCAAAUACGCUGAGCAUCUGUCGGACAAUGGACAAAAGGCGAAAGCUGCUCUUGUGUUUCUCUCGAAUUUAAAGUGGGACAGAGCUAUCGACUUACUCAUGGAUUUAGGUCAAAUAUCUCGUGCCGCCUUGCUCGUACUUGCUUGUAAGCAGUACGACAUCCUUACAUCUGAGAAUCCGGAAAGGAAAGGUGAUGCUGUUGUAAUGGAAGCUUUCCACCAGUACUUAACCGACAUUGGAUUCAACUCCAGCGGAGACAUUUUGUCGGCGUUACAAGAGGGCUCGGGUUACAUGGCGAAUGUUCCAAAAUUCUUCAUCUUUUCGCUGCUGUGCCACGUGCUUUUCUUCCUUUCGGUCUUCGAAAUACACUUCAAGUCGCCGAUCAUUCAUGGAAUGACUGAUGUCCAAGUCGACUGGUUUUCGGCGGAGCCACGUGCCAAGCGGAUUGUGAUAUUCAUAGCCGACGGGCUGCGGUAUGACAAAUGGCAAGAAUUCAUCGCACUUCAGCCCAGCAGUUUUAUGGCUCGUACUUCGAAAGGAGAUCAUUGUUCGGUGGGUAUAUCUAAUACACGCGUUCCGACCGAAACCCGCCCCGGGCAUGUCGCGUUACUGGCUGGAAUUUACGAAGAUCCGAGCGCUGUUUUUCGAGGCUGGCAAGACAAUCCAGUGGACUUCGAUUCCGUGCUGAAUAAAAGCUCGACUUCUGUUUCCUGGGGUGCUCCCGACGUUGUUCUGAUGUUCAGAAAGGGCGGAGCGGAGAGGCAUUCAAAAUUCUACGCAUAUGAUCACGACACCGUAGAUUUUGCCGAGAAAAAUGCAUCUAUUACCGAUGCUUGGGUUUUCAAUGAAGUUCAAAAGUUUUUCGAAUAUGGUGGUGAAUUUCCCGCGUCACAUCAGCAGGGCGUAGUUUUCCUCUUGCAUCUUCUCGGAAUGGAUCUAGUCGGCCACAACAAGAAGCCGCACUCGAAAGAUUAUAUGGACUGUCUGACUUUCGUGGAUCGAGGCAUAAAACAAAUGGUUCAGUUGUUCCAGAAAAUUUACCCGGAUAAUCGGACCGUUUUUCUAAUCACAGCUGACCAUGGAAUGACGGAUUGGGGAUCCCAUGGAUCUGGUAGUGAUGCGGAAACGCAUACGCCUCUGAUGAUCUUCGGGGAACCUUGGGCUACAACUUCAGAGCUUUUCGUGAAUCAAGCUGAUAUUGCUCCAACCAUAUCAGCAUUGGUUGGCAAUCCACUUCCUGUUAAUUCAGUGGGAUUCGUCCCAUUCACAAAUUUUAGACAUGCGUAUGGUCUUCCCUAUGCCGUAAAAGUUACGCUGACGAAUGCACUCCAAUUAUUGAGCCAGGUGGAAGCGUUGGAACAGAUGCACGCUUCAAGCAUUUCGUAUCGCAGUUUUCCUUUUCGUGAUUUGGAAGAUCGACAAGACAGAAUUACACGUAUCAAGGUUUUCAUUAGAAGUUCAAAUUUUGAAAAAGCUGCAAUGGAAAUUAUUUCGCUUCGUUCCUUGGCCGCCGAAGCAUUGGAAUACUAUCAGUUUCUGCGGAAGCCCGCGAUGAUGCUUUCUGUGCUGUGCAGCUAUGUAAUUUGGCUCGGAAUAGUUGGAGGAGAGAUCAUCGCGAAAGUUUAUGACUUGAACCGAGCGACGGAAUUCGGACGCUAUUCACAAAUUUUCUGCCUUUUGGCGAUCGGAACAGCGGCCCUCCUCUUCCUCGAAAAUUCGGAACUCUCUUCAUACGUGUACUUCUGUUUGCCAUUUUUGUUGUUGAGUGGACUUGUAACCAGAGAAACCGCGCUAAGUGAGGUACGAAAAGUUGUGACGGAAAACCGUACCUUUGGUUUAAUUGUGACAGCCCUGGUUUGUUCAUGGUAUGGUUGCUUUACUUACCGGCCGACGUUGAUGUGUUCCGCGGUGAUCUUGAGUGUUUGGCCGUGGAAAGACCCGUCAUUGAAAUCCAGCACUGUCACCCAUUUGAAGUGCAAUUAUUCGAUUUCAAGCCUCCUCCUUGGAGCAUUUGCAUUAACUCCAGUUGUCGGAAAAAUUUCGGAUUAUGGGUUCGUGUAUGCUGGUUGCGUAUUGUGUUCCAUCAUCCUGGGAUCGAGAUCUAAGUACGGGAUUUUGCGAUCUGUGGCGUUCAUCGUAUGUGGGCUAAAUGUCCUCCUGACUGUUACGACUGUGGACCUAGGACGGGGCUCGCCGUUUGUUUCUCGAGUGUUGAGUUGGGGUGCUUUGACGAGCAUUGUGCCAGUGUGCUUCACAAAAAAAGACGAGAGGGAGCUGAAUUUUUUGACAGCAUUAAGCUGCGUUUUUCUUCUUCUGUCAAUUCGUCAUGAGGCGAUUUUCUUGCCGAUCCUGAUUUAUAAUUGCAAAGCGUGGCGUUCGUUGGAAUUUUGUUCAGACGAACAGCUUUAUCCGGGUCCAAUUGCGGAGAAGUCGCCCGAUUUCCGUCAAAUACGUCGACCUGUGUUCCUCGUCAUCUACGCGUUACUUGCUUUUUUUGGCACCGGCCGGGGUAGAUAUUGGCCUCUGGACAAGCCGUCCUCGCGGGGGUACUGGACAACUGGCGGAGCAACCGGAGAGGGAGCGCCGUUAACGACACGAGAAGCCGCAUGGUUCACCGUUUCCGGGAGUGAUGGCGCAGUCGCCCGGCCGGUGUUGGAUGGCUGGGAUAACCGCCUGAACCCGAGAAUUGUGUUGCAGUACUUCCACGCUGCCCCUCCAGAGGGCUGUUUCCUACCACUCCAUCCCUCAGCGCCAUAA